Molecule: messenger RNA, 4192 nt
Organism: Scophthalmus maximus (turbot)
Lineage: Eukaryota; Metazoa; Chordata; Actinopteri; Pleuronectiformes; Scophthalmidae
Gene: ttll4
Product: tubulin tyrosine ligase-like family, member 4
Exons: 21
Coding region: 615-3809 (1064 amino acids)
Biological process (GO): microtubule cytoskeleton organization; protein polyglutamylation
Cellular component (GO): cilium
Molecular function (GO): tubulin-glutamic acid ligase activity; tubulin binding
Source: RefSeq, a predicted model, not a curated record
UCUCACGAGUAGCAGCUGCAACGAAACAUGCUCGGGACGUUACCGGGGAAACAUUUCAGCGGGGAAAGCUGACAGUUCAUCGCCUCCUGGGAAGCAGCUGAGGAGGAGGAUGUUGACAGCGGCGGCGGCAGUACUCAAUGGGUUCUGCUCCCUCCCCCAAGGCAAGGUACGGUGUGAUGCAGCCUGAGACUCGACAUUUCAUCCCCAAGAUCUGGCUGAAGACUUCCUGACCCAGCCUCAGGCCUUAUGUCAAACUCGUGAGUGGGGGGUAACCGCAUUGCCUCAGGAUAAAAAUUAAACCUUUCCGUGCCUGCCUGGCUGAGCCUCAUGUAUUGCUACCUAAACGUCACGGUGUCCCUAACGGUGUUGCGUCCUCGGUGGCAGUUAUGAGUGCUGUUGGUCAGGGUUUGCCAAGAACUUGUAGCCCUACAUCGACAGCUGCCAACAGAAAGUUUACAGCUCCAUUCUGCUGGAGCUGACAUCUCCGAGGUCGACCGGGAGGGCUCCUCCACCUCGGGCUCCUUUUGGUUUUAACUCGACUGUUAAUCCACCCGGGACCUUUACCGUGAAACUCACCUCCUUCAGAAUUAACCACGUCUUUGUUGGGCGGUGCCAUGCCCACCAACCAGUCCUGCACCUGGGGUGGGGGGAAUCCAAGUGCUUGCUCUAACGCAGAUAGUCCCACCGCUACGACCUCUGUGAGCGCACAUGCCAAGACGGUCGCGGCCACGAAGGUGCCUUUCGGUCACACGUCUCUGGAGCUGUCCAGGCGAAGCGACCAAGCCAAACUUCGCUGCUCUAACGUUGCCUCUUCUGUUUGGUCUUUGAGGCAGACCACGGUUGCCUCCCCCUCUGGGGCUUCUCUGUGGGAGAAUGGGGACGGAUAUAAAGCCAACAACACCCAGAGCCAAUUCACCGCUGUGCCAGGUGGGUCUCCGACCCCGCAGCCACGACUACUCAACGGGCUCCAGACGUCUCAACCUGACAAGGGUUCAGCAGUGGGCAGACGCCGUGCUGCCUCGGGUGACGCACCGUUGACGCUGGAGCCACAUUUGUCGGUUUGCUGCCAAGACCUGUUCGUCAGAGGACAGUCCACUCUGCUGCAAACGGACAAGCUGAUGCUCGAGGCCGGAGACUGUUCCUCUUUGCCAUCAGUGCCUCCUCUAAGCCUUACUCUCAGUGGACGUCAGGGGGCAGCGUUGGGAAACGAUGCCACCUGGCUUGAUCGAGCCAGAUUAGUCAUGAGAAGCACAUCAAGAGAAACAACAACAACAACAACAACAACAUCAAGAAGGAGGUGCCACUCUGCUAAACUACCAACAAAAUGCAGCGAGACGCAAAACGGUUGCAGAAGAAUAACUGAGCCAAACAUUCAGUUGCUGAUAAGAGGUUGUCCCGCAGCAGUUAUGUCGGCAACUGCGAACAGAAAGCCCCGUGCCGUUGUGUCGCUAGAUGUAAGUAAUAAGCAGGCCCCGGAAAGUCCGUACAUGACGGGAAGCGCCGCGUCCACGUGUAGGGGAAUCGGUCCUCUAGAGGUCAGAUCCUGUUCGAAUGGCCGCGUGCCAACAACCGCGCUCGGUGCCGGUGUCAGCGCCACUCGGGAGCUGCAGCCCCCGUCGCCGGACGUCGCCCCAGAUGUGGUCUCCAGUCCCGCAAGAACCCUGGUGGGUUCCGUGACCACUCAGAUCUCCGCUAUCCAGCUCACCAGGCAGGGCCAGCCCGUCUCCACGUCCUGCCCCUCCCCAUCGUCUUCCUCCUCGUCCUCGCCGACGGAGGAGACUCAGCUGUCGGGGCCGGAGAGUUUGAUGCAGGUGGACGGAGCUGAGGAGGAGCUGCCCGACGAGCUGGAGAACGUCUGUAGUGACGACGAUGAUUCCGACUGUUCGUCCGUCAACGGCACCUCAUCUACAACAUCCAUCAUCGGUGUCGAGGAGCCGAUGUCACUGGAGGCAGAAGAUGUGCCAGAAGAGCGACCGGCGCUGGUUCCCAGUUUGUUCCCCCUCAUCCCCCCGACGCUCUACUUCAGCACCGCCAGGGAGAAAGUGGAGCUGCUGCCUGCGGAACAAAGACGACUGUUGAAAUGGAAGAUGAGCACCGUCACUCCGAAUGUGGUCAAGAACACCAUUGCCAGGUCGCACUUCAAAGUCACCAAGAAAAGCCACGACUGGCUCGGCUGCUGGGGACAUCACAUGAAGUCUCCGGGCUUCAAGGCCCUUGAAGAGCACCAGAAGCUGAACCACUUCCCAGGAACCUUUCAGAUCGGCAGGAAGGACCGUCUGUGGAGGAACCUCUCCAAGAUGCGCAGUCGCUUCGGGAAGCAGGAGUUCAGCUUCUUCCCCCGAACCUUCAUCCUCCCCCAGGACAUCAAGCAUCUCCGCAAGGCCUGGGACGAUGGGGGCUCCCGGCAGAAGUGGAUCAUCAAACCUCCUGCGUCAGCCCGAGGAACCGGGAUCCAGGUCAUCCACAAAUGGAGCCAGUUGCCACGUAAGAGACCACUUCUGGUCCAGAGGUACCUUCACAAGCCCUACCUCAUCAGCGGCAACAAGUUCGACCUGAGGAUCUACGUCUACGUGACGUCCUACGACCCGCUCAAGAUUUACAUCUACACCGACGGGCUGGUCCGCUUCGCCAGCUGCAAGUAUUCGUCUUCCAUGAAGACUCUGGGUAACAAGUUCAUGCACCUGACCAACUACAGCGUCAACAAGAAGAACUCUGAAUACCAGACGAACAGUGACGACAAGGCCUGUCAGGGACACAAAUGGGCGUUGAAGGCCUUGUGGAUGUACCUGAAUUUGAGGGGCAUCAACACCACUCUGAUAUGGGAGAAGAUUAAAGACAUUGUGGUCAAAACCAUCAUCGCGUCGGAGCCGUACGUCAACAGUCUGCUGAAGAUGCACGUCCGCACUCCGUACAGCUGCCACGAGCUGUUCGGCUUCGACAUCAUGCUGGACGAGAACCUCAAGCCCUGGAUCCUCGAGGUCAACAUAUCACCCAGCCUCCACUCCAACACGGCGCUGGACGUUACCAUCAAGGGACAGAUGAUCCGAGACCUGCUGAACCUGGCCGGCUUUCGUAUUCCGCAGACAGACGACGUGGUCACUCCCUGCAGCAGUAGCAGCAGCAGCCCCUCUAGCUCCAGCAGCAGUUUGUGUGGAGGGAGCAGGGAGAGAAGCAAACCAGAUCUGUCUGCCGAUGAAAAGGUCAAACGGGUGUUUUACCUCACACAGCGCUACGCCGACCAGGACUUCCUCUCCUCUGUGUUGGAGGUCUUGACCCCGGACGACGUCCGUGUGUUGGCCGAGAGCGAGGACGAGAUGACCCGCCGCGGGAAGUUCGAGCGAGUGUUCCCGUCGCCGUUGUCGUCCCGCUACCUGCGGUUCUUCGAGAGUCCCAGAUACCGCAACGUCCUGAUGGACCAGUGGGAGCAGAAGUACUGGAGCAACAGGACCAAGGGGAUCAGUCUGCUGCAGACUCUCUGUCAGAAAGGCGUCCACCUGGGAACCAGUGACCCUGCUCACAUCUGGUCCAAGUGCAGCUACAUCUCCAGGUUCGAGCCUCACGGACAAGAGAUCGUCAGCCGAUCCAGGGUGGUGGUCAGCCUUCAUCAGCGCUCCCGUCACCACGCCGGCGCCGCCGACAGAGACGACGACGGCGGCGACGGCGACGACGUGUCGGACAGGGAAGUGGCGUCGGUCUCCAGUCUCCCCGUGUCCCCGAGUCCCGGCUCCAGCGUCAGCAGCAGCGCCUGCGCGAGCCCCCAGCCCGGCCUCACCCAGAGUCUGCUGCCACAGCACUUCGCCUCGCUCUGAGGAGCCGCUCAGGGUCUCACUCGCAUCCUCUCACGUCUAGUAUCUGUGAAACGCUCGCUCGGGAUGAGGGGUUGGACUCUGACGUUAGGUCUCACACUGAGCAGGAAGUGGCUCUUUACGGAGGAACCGCUGUCGACAUUGGACUUUACGUCAGUGCUCAAAUCUAAACAAAGUCUUAGAAUAGUCCUCCGAAUAUAAAACACUCAGAUUGACCACAACAGUGUUUAGUUUAAAUGAUGUACAUGAUCAUUCUCGGUGGAAUUUGUUCUUUACUAAAGCUGCUCGUUCGUCACUUCACGGUAUGAAAAUUGAUCUGGUUGAAACUGGAGCUUUGCAGGAGACGUGUGCAAAACUCACAUUAGCAAUAAAAUAUGUUGACGACA